Paramuricea clavata is the source of this 4827-nucleotide messenger RNA. Lineage: Eukaryota; Metazoa; Cnidaria; Anthozoa; Malacalcyonacea; Plexauridae. The record is from the annotation of a GenBank genome assembly.
AUUUAAAUUUUUUUUCAAUGGCGGUCGCAUUUCAAAAAUAUUUUUCAGCUUUUUCAUUCAUUUUGAGAAGUUCUUGGUCAAAGCAAGGUUCACCCACGCUGCCGUUGAGUUUUGCUCGUUAUUAUGCAAGUAAAAAAGGUAAAGUUUAGCAUUUUUAGAGGGAAUAAAAUGGUGUUAUUAUUUUAUUGUUAUUUUAAUAUUUUUAAUAUGAGUUGACCUGUUGAGUAUGGUAUGCAAAAUAUGUGAGAAUAGGUACCAUUAUACGUUAAUUAAUAUCAGGAUUUUGGCGUCUCACUCCAUAUAAUUAAUUGUUCAAGGGAUGUGUCAAAAAUGGAAAAUUAUGGUAUUUACCAAUACAUUCAGAGUGUGCGCCAGACUGGAAAGUUUGGAAAUUGCGCGCCGGAGAUUUCAAAAAUUUAAUAGUAAAUAUAUAGAAAGCAUCAAAAUUGCGCGCCGGAGAUAUCCACCGCGCGAUACAAACUUUCCACACUGGAGUGUGCGCUGGGGGUCGUGAGUUCGAAUCUCAGAGUGUGUGCAAAUAUUUUUCAAUUUAUGGGGCUUUGGUGGCGAAGUGGUUAGUGCACUCUCCUCUAAGGCCGCAGGUUCAUGCCUCAGUGAGAACUUCAACAAUGCGACUUGAACCCAGUCCUCAUGUGAAAAGAGUAAAAGUCAACGUUCUACAAAAGCCGUGGGUGUUCUCCCGGUACUCCGGUUUCCUCCCACAGGGAGAGUUGACAGGGUGGGUUAGGUAAAAGGGCCCACAGUAAUUGGCACAUGCUGUUGUGGUGACCCUGCCCCAGUUGGCAAAGCUAAUUAAAAAUAAAAAAAUACAUUGGCAUCAUACACCUUAGUAUUAUACAUGAACUUGCACUUCAAGCAUCUCUCUGUAGCUCAUUUGGUUAGAGCGAUGCACCGGAAUCGCAGGGCCAGAGGGCGUAUAGUUAUAUUUUUUGCAACCGUUCCUGGUUAGGUGUAAUAAAUGUUUUUACUCAUAAUUUCCAACUGUCGUUUUUCAGGUCUGAAAAGAAAAAAGAUAUCCCAGGCAUCAUUUGAUAGUGAUGUUGCCGAGGGUGUGCUUGAUAUUGGGAAGCUAUCAGACAACAUGGAAACCGAAGUUAACAAACUUCGACAGGAAUAUCGAAACUGCAUAACAACAAGAAUAUCACCAGGUAUUUAUAGAUGUAUAUUGCUCAAAUAUGAGGUUUUGUGGAUAUUGAUGUAUAUUGCUCAAAUAUGAGGUUCUGAAGCUAACUGCAAUCCGUGUUCAGAAGGUCUCAUGCAUGCUUAAGUAAAGUAGAAAAUUUCAAGAACUCCCUUUUCAAAUGCCAGAACUCUGUUUUGAAAUGCCAAAACUCCUUUUUCAAAUGCCAGAACUCCAUUUUCAAAUGCCAGAACUCCGUUUUCAAAUGCCAAAACUCCUUGUUCAAAUGCCAAAACUCCUUUUUCAAAUGCCAAAACUCAGUUUUCAAAUACCAGAACUCCGUUUUCAAAUGCCAGAACUCCCUUUUCAAAAUGCCAAUACUCAGUUUUCAAAUGCCAGAACUCCUUUUUCAAAUGUCAAAACUCAGUUUUCAAAUGCCAAAACUCCUUUUUCAAAUGCCAAAACUCAGUUUUCAAAUGCCAGAACUCCGUUUUCAAAUGCGAGAACUCCCUUUCCAAAUGCCAAAACUCCUUUUUCAAAUGCCAGAACUCCGUUUUCAAAUGCCAGAACUCCGUUUUCAAAUGCCAGAACUCCGUUUUCAAAUGCCAGAACUCCCUUUUCAAAAUGCCAAUACUCAGUUUUCAAAAGCCAGAACUCCUUUUUCAAAUGCCAAAACUCCUUUUUCAAAUACCAGAAUUCCGUUUUCAAAUCCAGAACUCCCUUUUCAAAAUGCCAAUACUCAGUUUUCAAAUGCCAAAACUCCUUUUUCAAAUGCCAAAACUCCUUUUUCAAAUGCCAAAACUCAGUUUACAAAUGCCAAAACUUCUUUUUCAAAUGCCAAAACUUCUUUUUCAAAUGCCAAAACUCACUUUUCAAAUGCGAGAACUCCGUUUUCAAAUGCGAGAACUCCCUUUCCAAAUGCCAAAACUCCUUUUUCAAAUGCCAGAACUCCGUUUUCAAAUGCCAGAACUCCGUUUUCAAAUGCCAGAACUCCGUUUUCAAAUGCCAGAACUCCCUUUUCAAAAUGCCAAUACUCAGUUUUCAAAAGCCAGAACUCCUUUUUCAAAUGCCAAAACUCCUUUUUCAAAUACCAGAAUUCCGUUUUCAAAUCCAGAACUCCCUUUUCAAAAUGCCAAUACUCAGUUUUCAAAUGCCAAAACUCCUUUUUCAAAUGCCAAAACUCCUUUUUCAAAUGCCAAAACUCAGUUUACAAAUGCCAAAACUUCUUUUUCAAAUGCCAAAACUUCUUUUUCAAAUGCCAAAACUCACUUUUCAAAUGCGAGAACUCCGUUUUCAAAUGCGAGAACUCCCUUUCCAAAUGCCAAAACUCCUUUUUCAAAUGCCAGAACUCCGUUUUCAAAUGCCAGAACUCCGUUUUCAAAUGCCAGAACUCCCUUUUCAAAAUGCCAAUACUCAGUUUUCAAAUGCCAGACUCCGUUUUCAAAAUGCCAGAACUCCAUUUUCAAAAGCCAGAACUCCGUUUUCAAAUGCCAGAACUCCCUUUUCAAAUGCCAAAACUCCGUUUCAUGGGCGGUACCUCAGCUGUAUGCUAAUAAAGUCAGAUUUGUAAGUUUAACUAUUAUCUAAAAACCACUAGAACUAGCCACAACUACAAGAAUAACGACAGUAUAUAAUUUUUCAGCAAUGUUUGAUAAUAUAAAGUUGACAACUGGCAAACGUAAAGUUUCACUUGGAAACAUUGCUGCGAUUCAAAACAAGGAUGACAAAUAUAUACUGGAUUUCACCUCAUCACCAAAUGUAAGCCAGCCUUUCAUUAGUUUCUGAAUAUCUUGGCAAACACGUUCAGUUUUGUGAUGGCAAGAUACAAGUUUAUAAACUCUUGAUGUUUUGCUUAAAAUACCUGGCCCAGAAUACCACGAUUUUGAGAAUAAUAUAGAAUACAACCCCCAUGUUUGAAAUACAAUUUUCUGUGUGUUUUAGCUAACUAGUCCAGCCAUGAGAGCAUUAAAUGAAAAUUCAAUUUUCAGUCCGUUAUUGGAAGGGAAUACCAUCACAGUCACUGUACCUAGGUAAAUAUUUGUUUGUGAUAAUAAAACGCAUGUUGUGGCACCAGGUAAAACGGAGAAUUUAGACUUGAAAAUCUUAUUGGUGCAAACAUCAAGUCAACAUUGCAAGCAUCAACAUUGUAAGUAUCAACAUUGCAAGCAUCAAUAUUGCAAACAUCGAUAUUGCAAACAUCAAUAUUGCAAACAUCAAUAUUGCAAACAUCAACAUUGCAAGCAUCAACAUUGCAAACAUCAAUAUUGCAAACAUCAACAUUGCAAACGUUAACAUUAUGGACAUCAACAUUCAACAAUGCAAAGAACAAAAAUUUGUCGUUGUUGAAGUUUUUCAAUGUUCAUUGUUGCGUGCUUUAAUGUUAGAUGUUGAUUUCUGAAAUUACAAUAGUUGCAAAGUGUGCUGUUGAAAUGUUGAAGAGUGGAUUUGAAUGGCCAAUAUUGAUUGUUGAGUAGCAACAUUGGUUGUUGAGUAGCAACAUUGGUUGUUGAUUAGUAACAUAGAUUUUUGGCGGCGAUGGAACGCCAUAGAGACAUGCCAAUCAUCGUCCUGAUCUAUACUCGCAAUGAUCUUGUCUCCAGGUUAACAAUGGAAGUGCGCGAGACUCUGGUGAAAUCAGCCAAGGCGGUAUGCGAGGAGGCAAAAAUUGGAAUACGCAGAGUUCGACAGAGAGGAAUGAACGAUGUUCGAAAGCAGAAGAAAGCUAUCUCGCAAGAUGACGCGAGAAUGGUGGAAAAUUAUGUACGUUAUGAGCUUUACCUACAAAAUUCUGUGUUUUAUUUAAUUGAGGUCAUCGAUCUCGUAGCGAUCCAGUGUUACUACAAGAGGAGACCUAAACUAACUUUAUUUAUACUGGAUAGUUCUAUCAGUUCUAAACUGUUCUCCCUAGAGGUCCAGUAAGGAUCAUCUCUUAUUGAUCCAGUGUUACUACAGGAGGAAAUCUAAACUAACUUUAUUUAUACUGGAUAGCUCUAUCAGUUCUAAACUGUUCUCCCUAGAGGUCCAGUAAGGAUCAUCUCUUAUUGAUCCAGUGUUACUACAGGAGGAAACGUAAGUAUAUAGAAAACCUGCAUUGUUUUGUGAAAUCAAACUGGAAGCACGCUAACUUCUAUAAUGCAACUGAAAUUGGACAGAGAGAUGAACAACCACUGUGUCAUCAACUCUCCUUACUCCAUCGUUAUAUCUUCAGAUUCAAUCUCUGACUGACAACUAUGUUGAGCAAGUUGAUGAACUGUUGCAGGAAAAGUCGAAAGAAUUAUUGCAAAGAUGACACGUAAAACGAUGUUGAAUUUGAACGUAUUGUGAAAUCAAUAUUAAACGGGGAAAGAUAUCAUUUUAAGACAGCUUUCAACUAAGAAAAUAUUUUAAUAGAAUGUAGAAGUUGCUAAAUAGUUAUAUAUAGCUUUCAAACGAAUAGCUUUCAUUCCAUGCACUUAAGUUUAAGAUAGAUUGGUAUACGAGUCACUUGCAUCUUUUAAUAUUAACUCAAUGUGCAAUAAUCGUCCUUCAAAGUCAUCCAAGCGUUCACGAAUAUCGUAGCUUGUAUUCCCCUUGGAUUUCCUGUAAAAGGAGUAAAUAUAUUAUUGAAUUACAUGUGUAUUUAACACAAGAAAGUUAUCAAAUGUACAAUAUCGAUAAGUUUCAUUAAAAGUCGACUUGCCCUACAC